AUGAUCGGAUCGAAUAUAACGAAAAAUCGCAUCGAACGUUCCUUCGGUCGAUUCUUUAAUCUGGAAUCAAUCACCCGACUAUCAACCUUACACGAAGACUCACAAGAAGAUUCACAAGAAACAAUUCAUGAACAAUGUCUACUCGAUAUAUCCGAAUAUGAUAUCAUUGAAGAUACUAACGAAAAACACACCACUCGCAAAUCAUUAGUUGAUACAGCAGAUCUGUUACAUGAAAAACUCGCUUUUCUCACAGGUGGAACAAGCGAAGAUUGUCCAAUUUUAACGUUUCCCGAUAAUCCUUUCAAUGACCUUACAGAAGACAAAUACAAAAGAUUGGUGACAUAUUUAACUCAAGUGCCAAGUGAAAAUCAACGUCGAUCUGGCUUUAUUAUCAUUAUUGAUCGACGGUCAGAUCGAUGGCUGACUGUGAACUCAAUUAUGAUGUAUAUUGAAAGUUAUUUUCCGUUUCCAAUUAAAUGCAUAUACCUUCUUCGACCAUGUUCAUGGAUGCAACGUGCUUUAUCUCAAUUGAUUAUGUUUAAAGCUAAAUCUUCUGCUUAUCCAUUAAUUACUUGUCAAAGCUUGGCUGAACUUCAUGAGUAUAUUUGUCCUAAUCAGUUAUCGAAAGAUUUAGGUGGCUCGAUUGACUUUAACUUAUCCGAUUGGAUCGAACAACGCGCUAUUAUUGAAAAAUUAACUCAAUCAAUUCGUGAAUUCCACGACACGAUCUCUACAUUUAUAAAACAUUGUGACCAAAUUACAUUUCCUAAUUCUGUUGACUUAACCCAAAAAAUUCUUAUUCAACAUUUAACACAAAAAAAUGAACUUGAGCAUGAGUUACAAAGAAUUCAAAUGUGGGGUCAGUCACUUUUAUGUAUUAUUCGCCAAGAGCAUAAACAGUCCUCAUCAUCUCAUCAUAACAUACUUGACAAGAAUAAUGAUAUUCAACAUCAACCUAUUCUAUCAGCAGAUCGAUCGGCACAUGCUCGCGCAUGUCUCGAUGCUUUAACACAUCUUGAUAGUGUCAAGUCGAAUCUGAUACAAUUCUGGUCGAAACAUCGAACGCGAUUAAAUCAUUGUCUUGCCUUACGUCACUUCGAGCAACGUUUUCAAGAGAUUCGAACGAAUUGUUCACAAUUAUUCGAUGAAUUUGAUCAACUAAUUGAUAUUAAUAAACUCCUAGUUGCUUCUGAUUCUCAUCGAUUGAAUAAUAAUCAUAACUCUAAAGAAGAUAUUGAUCAAAUAUCCACUCAACUUGAUGACCUUUCGCAACGAACAGAAACGAUGAUUAAUCAUAGUACCCUAUUGACAAAUGAUGGCCUUGCUUUGAUUAUGGAACAGCAGAGACAGCAAGUUCUAUUCGACGAAAUCAAUACGAUUGAACCCAAACAGCAAGAAUUGGAAGCGAUGAAGCAAAAACUCAUUGAACAAAUUGACGAAAAACGACAGAAUUUGAAACUAUUGAAAUUAUAUAUCGACAAAUUGAGUUUUAUCAACGAUUGGUGUUUACGUGGGAAAGAUAUGUUAGCAAUGCAUCCCAUACAUUUAUCUAACGAUAGAGCGAUGCGCUCACUCGCUGAAGUUGAACAUUUUCUGAUGGAGUUGUCAACAAUGAAUAUCGAAGAGUUGCAGGAAACGUCGGCAACUGAACCUCUUCGGUCCAUGAUUAUUCAAGUAUUUAAUCGUGUUAAUGACGUGCGAGAUUUAUGUGAAAACCGAUGUGAACAACUUCGACAACUCGCUAUGCCUAUAACUCGGCCUGUACAACGUGUUUGUCCUUUAUUAUAUCAACAGAAUGAAUCAGUUAUGUCUGUUGGUACAUCAACGCCAAUGUUGAAGCGACAGCAACAGUUUUCAUCAGUAGAUAUCGAUUCAACUGAUGAAUCAAAUGUAAACAUGGACAAGAAGCAAAGACAUGUCGUUACUGAACUUCUAGUAACAGAACAAGUUUAUGUUGAAGAAUUACGUACGAUCAUCGAAGGUUACAUGGCGAAAUUUGAUGAUUCGGAAUAUUCACGUCUUUUACCUGCAGUGAUAGCUCAAAACAAAUCGAUUCUCUUCUCUAAUUUACCGGAGAUUUAUACGUUUCAUGACAGAUUAUUUCUUCGUGAUCUACAGCAAAUUUAUGCAAAUUCACUGCUAAUUAACUCAUAUUCAGUUGGCAGUGCGAUUGCCUCGUGUUUCAUCAAACGAAAAUCGAAUUUUAAGUUAUAUGAGCAAUACGUCCUGAACAAAUCGCAAUCAGAACGUAUCUGGGAACAAUACUGCUCGGGACACACAUUUUUCAUCAAAAUCCAACAAUCUCUCAACCAGCGACUUCCACUCGAUUCCUAUCUGUUAAAACCUAUUCAACGCGUAACACAAUAUCAACUUCUGCUGAAAGAAAUGAUCAAAUAUACUCGACACGAACAAGAACGUAUUCAUCUACAAGAUGCACUCUCAGUCAUGUUGAACAUCUUAUCAUAUCUCAAUGAUGUCAUGCAUUUAACUCAAAUCGUGGGUUAUCCUGAUAAUUUGAAUACAUUAGGUCAAAUACGUCUACGUGCUGAAAAUUGUCUUUUAUCAAAAGAAAAACGUCGCGGAACAGUCUACACUCGAGCGAAAACAAGUACACGGGAUAUAUUUCUUUUUGAACGAGUUUUGUUAUUAUGCAAGAAGAAAGAUGAUGGGAGCGGCAAAUCAAUCCAAUAUCAAUUUAAAGAAGCCAUCAAAAUUGUUGAUAUAGCCGUGUGUACACAUCCGAAGAAUGAUCGAAAAAGGAUUGAAAUUGUUCUCAAAGAUUACUCAUACAUAAUUCAAUUUCCGCUGAACGAUGACAAAAUCGAAGAAGUCAGCAUUCGUUGGAUACAUACAAUCAAAACUUGUGUAACAAAACAAACCGAACAACGACGAGCGGAGAUCAAACAACGAAGUUCAUCGCUCGAUCAUUCGUCGCAUUCGAACCGACGACGUGUUCAAAACCGUCUCAUCGCGCAAAUUCGAGCAAUUGACUCAGAUGACGAACAAGUUCAUUUACCAAUCAAACUAAUUGAUUUAAAUACUGAUAUCAUGACACAAAACCAUAAGAUUGUUAUCGGAAAUUCGAUUUCACACUUAUAA
This is a messenger RNA of Adineta ricciae, 3099 nucleotides long. The record is from the annotation of a GenBank genome assembly. Lineage: Eukaryota; Metazoa; Rotifera; Eurotatoria; Adinetida; Adinetidae.